Beta vulgaris subsp. vulgaris (sugar beet) is the source of this 901-nucleotide messenger RNA. RefSeq names its product transmembrane emp24 domain-containing protein p24delta9. Gene Ontology annotation, cellular component: endoplasmic reticulum-Golgi intermediate compartment; Golgi apparatus; COPII-coated ER to Golgi transport vesicle. The transcript has 4 exons. Bases 154 to 789 code for a protein of 211 amino acids. Lineage: Eukaryota; Viridiplantae; Streptophyta; Magnoliopsida; Caryophyllales; Amaranthaceae. Gene Ontology annotation, biological process: endoplasmic reticulum to Golgi vesicle-mediated transport; Golgi organization; intracellular protein transport. The record is from RefSeq and is a predicted model, not a curated record.
AACACCUCCUUUGACUCUCUUCUCUUCUCCUUCGUUUCAUUCUCUCUCUCUCUCCUCUCUAUAUCGACUGCGAUUUCAUCGCAAAAAUUCCAGGCGCUGUAAUAGAGAAGAGAGAGAAGAAUAUCUCAAUCUUUCAACAAAAAAAAUUUCAAAAUGUUACGGAAAUCACUGCAAAUUAUCCUAAUUCUAGGGUUUUUGCUAAAUCUUUCUCAAUCUCUACGAUUUGAUCUUCUAUCAGGCCAAACAAAAUGCAUUUCCGAGGACAUCAGGACUAAUUCCAUGACCGUUGGAAAGUACCACAUCGUCAAUCCCAAUGAAGGAAUUCCGUUGCCAGAAACUCAUAAAGUCACUGUUCGGGUGACGUCGUCGUAUGGGAAUAAUUAUCACACAGCAGAUCAUGUUGAAACAGGACAAUUUGCGUUUACCGCAGCUGAGACUGGGGAUUAUAUGGCGUGCUUUUGGACUCCAGAACAUAAUCCUUCUGUUACUGUGACUAUAGAUUUUGAUUGGAAGACUGGUGUUGCUGCUAAAGAUUGGGGUAGUGUUGUUAAAAAGGGAUCGGUUGAGGUUAUGGAAUUAGAGUUAAAGAAGCUAAUGGAUACUGUAAAUUCUAUUCACGAGGAAAUGUUCUACCUUCGUGAUAGGGAAGAAGAGAUGCAAGUUUUGAACAGAACAACUAAUUCCAGAAUGUAUUGGUUGAGUUUCCUCUCACUUGUUAUUUGCCUAUCCGUCGCGGGCUUACAAGUGUGGCACUUGAAGAGUUUCUUUGAGAGAAAAAAGUUGCUUUAAGUUAGCUAACAAUUUUCAACUUUUUAUUUUUUAUUGUAAAAUUUUCUCGACUGUAAUGAAAUUGAAAUAGUUAAGCCACUUGAAAUAUCUACAUGUUUUCCUCUUUAAGAUU